AUGGUUGUUAUGGGACCAAAAUGGGACGGCGGAGGGAGGGUGGGGGCCAUAGGUAAGGAUUACUACCAGACGCUGGGCCUGGCCCGGGGCGCCUCGGACCAAGAGAUCAAGCGAGCCUACCGCCGGCAAGCGCUACGCUACCACCUGGACAAGAACAAGGAACCCGGCGCCGAGGAGAAGUUCAAGGAGAUCGCCGAGGCCUACGACGUGCUCAGCGGCCCGCGCAACAGGGACAUCUUCGACCGCUACGGGGAGGAGGGACUGAAGGGUGGCGGCCCUGGUAGUGGUAGCAGUGCUGGUCCUAACGGUGCGUCCUUCAGCUACAUUCAUGCCAUGUGUGCUGAGUUCUUUGGUGGCCGAAACCCUUUUGACACCUUUUUUGGUCCACGAAACGGAGAAGAAGGCAUGGACAUUGACGACCCAUUUUCUGGCUUCCCGUUGGGCAUGGGUGGCUUUACCAAUAUGAACUUUAGCCGACCCCGUCCAGCCCGGGAACACAGCCGCCGAAAACAGGAUCCCCCGGUUACCCACGACCUCCGGGUCUCACUUGAGGAGAUCUAUAGUGGUUGUACCAAGAAGAUGAAGAUCUCCCACAAGCGGCUUAACCCCGAUGGGAAGAGCAUCCGCAAUGAGGACAAGAUCCUGACCAUUGAAGUGAAAAGAGGGUGGAAAGAGGGGACCAAGAUUACCUUCCCAAAAGAGGGAGACCAAACCUCACCCAACAUUCCAGCUGACAUUGUCUUUGUUUUAAAGGACAAGCCACACAAUAUAUUUAAGAGAGAUGGGUCUGAUGUGAUUUACCCAGCAAGGAUCACCCUCCGUGAGGCCCUGUGUGGCUGUACAGUGAAUGUCCCAACGCUGGAUGGCAGGACCAUACCCAUAGUGUUCAAGGAUGUCAUCAGGCCCGGAAUGAGGCGGAAGGUUCCUGGAGAAGGCCUUCCCCUCCCCAAAACACCAGAGAAAUGUGGGGACCUCAUUAUUGAGUUCGAAGUGAAUUUCCCUGACAGAAUUCCCCAGGCUUCAAGAACCGUCCUGGAGCAGAUCCUGCCUAUAUAGCAAUCUCUGCUCCCCAAGGACUGAACCAAGGACAUUUCCAAAGCUCAAGGUUUUCUGGACCAUCUCCAACAGUUGUGGGCCCCCAGGGUGGAAGGGACCACAGAGGGUUUUCAUAUACUGAAUGUUUCCAGAGAAUAUAUUACAAUCUUUGAAAGUCUUGCAUUAGGCUUCAGUGGUUUUUCAAACAAUAGGUUCACAGAUAAUGGGGUAGUCUGUAAGCAAUCCAAGGAAUUUGACCCUCUUUAAAUGGUGCCAGUAUAACUAGCCUCCUCCCCCUUUUCCCAGGAACAAUCCAAGUUUUCUGUCAUCUCCAGCUCAACUACCCCUACAUACAUUUCUCCCUCCUUUAGAUGGAAAGCAUUAGACCCACAAUUGGACUCUGCUGUUUUUUAGCAGUUUUGGCUAUUAGUGUUAGUUAAUGUCUGCCUGGAGUACAGUCCUGGUUGCAAGACCAUUUCUGCUCCUCAUUGCUGUUUGUGGUGUUACUGAUAUGUAUUUUAUUCCAACUUUGUCUUUACGUGUCUCGUUUUUGCUUCCAAAAAUAAUUACAUCCUUUCUUGCU
Messenger RNA from Trichosurus vulpecula (common brushtail), 1618 nucleotides. RefSeq names its product dnaJ homolog subfamily B member 1-like. Gene Ontology annotation, cellular component: cytosol. Gene Ontology annotation, molecular function: Hsp70 protein binding; transcription corepressor activity. The record is from RefSeq and is a predicted model, not a curated record. Lineage: Eukaryota; Metazoa; Chordata; Mammalia; Diprotodontia; Phalangeridae.